UCCGCUCGUAGGGUAUCCCCAACCGGAAACGACCGAUGUAACCCGAUUACAAUCUUUAAAAAAACUGCAGUUUAGGGCUUUUUGCAUUCAUUGUGCCUUGUUUAUCAGUAUCUUCUGCCAAUUUGUUCGACGACAGAUGCCAGAUGCAAAGGAAAAUCAAGCCAUUUAAGUGACAUCUCGAUUAAAACUCGUGGUGACAAUCGGUGUGACGUCAUACGGGUGAGCAUCAACAAAAGUUGGGAUCAAGUACAAGGACACCCUGGUCUCGUUAUUGAGCCGCUGCAAAUUAUCCGCAGACAUUACGGUUUGCCAGUGGUAUGGAGCACACUCACCAAUGAAUGUGCAAUUAUUCUGACACGGAACGAGGGGCAUAGGCCCCAUAAACAUUUCUUAAUCGUGUAAUGUCUUGUGGCAGUGGGGGACCGCCAUCUUGGACAGCAGCAGGUUCUCACAGCAGUCAAUCUCCACAUUUAGUGCGCCACUCUGCUUCCAGGGAAGGUGUUAUGGAAAACAUCCAUGUGGAUCGCCGAAAGCAAGAAUUACUAGAAGCACGUUUACUUGGAGGCCGGUUCCAGCCUUUGGUGAUGCCUCAACCUGCUGCAGAACAACAACAGGAAAAUAGCAAUGUCAGCAGUAGUGGUUCAGUGGACAAGGAGGUUGGGGAGGGUCAAAUGGCAACACCAGAUAAAGGGAAAGCAGCAGGUGAUAAGAAAAGGAAAAGGAAAGCUCCCGUGGUAGAAAAUCCUGUUGCUGCCAAAAGAGCAGAGACUAAUGGAAAAAAGAUUAACGAGUAUUUCAAGCAAAACCAGUCUCCAAGUAGGACAGGUCAGCCACAGAAUGCAAGUGGAGCGAAGUCCCCUUCACCACAAGCUUUUGGUAAUAUUGUUCCCCACUCUCCAAGCAAUUCUUCCAACUCUGUUGCCGACAUAUUCAGCUUGCCUAAUCGAACAUCUUUGACUCUCAGUAUUGGUAUAAAUGCCUGCUCAAAAUGUGUUCAAACGGAUUUUUCCAUGGCCCACCUCCAGGCAAUGGAGAGCCAGUCUAUGUCAGAUAUGGAACAGAAAGACACAAGAAUAGAUGAGUUAAUUCGGCAAAAUGAUGAAUUGAAACGCCAAUGUACAGCACAGAAUAAACUUUUGGAAAAACAUAAAGAAAAUCUUCAGAAAUGUUUGGAAGUGAACAAGAGUCUUCUCAUUGAAAAGAGUACGUUGGAAAAGAAGACGACGAGACAGAAAUGCAUGGAAAAUAGAUUACGGCUCGGGCAGUUCGUGACGCAAAGGCAGGGUGCUCAGUUUGUGGAAAACUGGGUGGAUGGGUGGGCUUUUCAAGAUCUUAUGAAGCAGCAAGAAAGGAUCACGGCAGAUAAAGAUGACAUAGACAAACAGAGGCGACUUCUUAUAAAAAGGAAGCCUCCAACUGCCCUUGGGAAAAAUGCAAAACAUGACAACUUUCUCAAGCCUGGGGAAAAAUAUUUAACCCUGGCAGAGUUCUAUGAACAGGAUGAAAUCCUUAAGCUUCGAGCAGCUGCCUUGAAGAAAGAAGAUGCUGAUUUGCAACUGGAAAUGGAGAAACUGGAGAGAGAAAGAAAUCUACAUAUACGUGAACUCAAGCGAAUUCACAAUGAAGAUAACUCGAGGUUCAAAGAUCAUCCAAUUUUGAAUGAACGGUAUCUUCUUCUUUGUUUGCUUGGAAAGGGAGGUUUCAGUGAAGUUCACAAGGGAUUUGAUCUGAAGGAGCAAAGAUAUGUUGCUUGUAAGAUCCACCAACUCAACAGAGAGUGGAAAGAGGAUAAAAAAGCAAAUUACAUAAAACAUGCCCUUCGGGAGUACAACAUUCACAAGACAUUGGACCACCCUCGAAUAGUCAAACUGUUUGAUGUGUUUGAAAUAGAUAACAAUUCGUUCUGUACUGUGUUAGAAUACCAGAAAGGCAAUGACCUUGAUUUUUACCUAAAGCAAAACAAGAGCAUUCCAGAAAAGGAAGCGCGCUCCAUCAUUAGUCAGACGGUCAGCGCCCUUCGCUAUCUCAAUGAGAUAAAACCACCUGUGAUACAUUACGACCUCAAGCCUGGAAACAUUCUUCUGGGCAGUGGGUCAGUGAGCGGAGAAAUUAAGAUUACAGACUUUGGUCUCAGCAAAGUGAUGGAUGAGACCAAUUUCCAGCCUGAGAUCGGAAUGGAUCUCACGUCGCAGGGCGCGGGAACCUAUUGGUAUUUACCACCAGAGUGUUUUGUUGUGGGCAAAACUCCGCCAAAGAUUUCUUCCAAAGUUGAUGUGUGGUCCGUGGGUGUGAUUUUUUAUCAGUGUCUGUAUGGCAAGAAGCCUUUUGGGCAUAACCUGUCUCAGGCCGCCAUCUUAGAAGAGAACACAAUACUUAAGGCAACAGAAGUGGAUUUUGCCUCAAAACCCCCAGUAACUCAGGAGGCCAAGAAUUUCAUCCGAAGGUGUUUGCAGUACAAGAAAGAGUUGCGACCAGAUGUGAUGCAGCUGGCAGCGGACGACUACUUGAAGCCGGCACAGUUGAAAUCUAAAGCAACUGCUGCAGGGUAUAUGGAUAUUGCCUGAAUGUGAAAUCUUCAUACACGCGACUUGAUGUGGCCACACCAGUGUCGGGGUCAGGAAUGCGAAAGAUGCGAGCUGUAGAGAGCUAGUUUGGGUACUGCUUGGUUUGUUUGCCAGAGGUAGAAAGAUUUACAUUGUGUAGGGACUCUUUUUUUUAUAUAAAGUUGCUAGUUAGGUCAUUGUUUAUAUUCUUGUAUACUUUUUUUAGGACCCUUACCUGAUUUCAUUUCUUUCAUUUAAUGUAUUCUGUUCAGUUUUGGUUUCUCUCCCUCCCCCCCCUUUUUUUCCCCCUAGAACCAGUGUUUAUUUUUAUAUUUAAGCUUUUAGUUGUAUGGAAGUUGAUUGCAUAGCAUGAUGACUUGAUGUAAAAUGCUGAAGGAUGAAAAGAGUGGGGAUAGAAAAGAUAUUAGACUGGGUCUGCGUAAAGCUUUUCCUGAUGAUUUAUAUGUCUAACCCGAACUGGGAAAGAGGCUUUUUGUCUCCCCCGUGUUAACUGUCUUUUGCGAGCUGUGCCAAAUAUUAGAUUUAGCAUGACUAGUGGGGUUUUUAAAAACGUCUGAACCUUGCAUUUCUCCUUUUUUCGCAUGUUCUGUGUGGGUUUGUUUUUUUAAGCACUAAGUGAAUAUUGGGUUGGCAAUAGGCCAGUUUGAAAAGUUUGAAUGUGCUUCUCUGAUAUUACACACUGAACAUCCUGCUGCAGUGGUUAGAGCUAGUGAGAGAGCUUUACAAAUGAAAUUCACUCAAAUUAUCAGUUGGUUUUACUCAGUAAAGGCUGCUCUAUGUGGCAGUUUUCAUGCUCACUCACUGCAGACUUCAUCUCAGCUCAACAGUAGCUGAAACUGUUUCUUUAUCAAAUGUACACUUUCUUUUUAUUUGGCUUAUUUCCUUGUUUUUUUAGGAAUACUUGUUGUCUUGAUCAAAAGGAGCUUUGUUGAGUGAUAUGUUGGAGGAUGUCGGCUUUUUAAAAGACUCUUCUUCUUGUUUCAAAUAUUCAUACUUUUACUUUUUGACCUUCACGCUGCUUUAGAGAGGAGGUGAUGUUUGUGGCUGAGGGCAUAAAGUUGUAGGUACCCUGGACUGUAGGACCUUGUUGGAAACUUUUUCUUAGCAGACACAGUUAUGCCUCGUACAAUAUGUUGUCAUGGUCUUAACUCAGUUGCCCAAGUAAUUUUUUUCAGUUUUUCUAUUGUCGGUCUAAUGGUGAAAAUGCCUCUUAUUUGUUUUAUAUAUUCAGUGCAGCCAGGUCUUGUUUCAUGUAACAUACUAAUAAUCCAAUUGUUGCCACAUUUUCAUUUUUGCUAAAAUCAUUGACUUUGGUUAACACUUUUUAAAUUUUCAAAACACCAAGAAAUUGACUGACUAGAGUAAUAGUGUUGUGACCACGACAGUUCAUUGCUGUAGGGAAUAGGGUAUUGUGAAAGAGAGUCGAUAUCGUUUUGGUAUUCAAAGAUUCAAAGACCAAAGCCUGUGGAGUUCCUGUGCCUUUCUUCAUGGGUAAGCACAGGGCAGAUGACCCAAUGAAAUGGAAACGGAGUUUCACCGGUCAUGCGUACUCACAAAUCAGCAGAUUUGGGCUUUCAUCUCGUGUUCUUAGAUCUUUGUUAUAUAUUCCUUUUUCAUCAGUUCAACAUCAUGGUCUUUCUCCUCCUGGAAAUACAGUUGAACCAGCCAUUGUUGGGGAGAAAACUGGUCAUUUAAGACAGGUGGUCCUGUUGGACAGUGUCAUUACAAUAUAGAAAAGACAAACACAAGAGGGAAAGUGUUCUUUUAGACAGGUGCUUGUCAGAGCAGGUUCGACUGUACAACCACACACAUGACUAGAACAGUUUUGAUGGUAAUAAUAGUAGUAAUCAGUAAUAGUUAUGUGGUAGUUUGUAAAUUAUGAAGUCCUGUUUGUUGAUGAAUCAGUUUCUUUUUGCAGACUUAAGAUAUUGAACUCCAUCUGAAAUUAACCACACCCUUUACAUGCUUUUAUUGUAAAAACAGGUCAUACUAAAUUUACAGUAAGUUGCAUGAUGUGGUGGGACCUGUCAAAAUGAGGUUUUCAUUAUUGAAAUGUACUUCCCAAAUUCAAUCGAAUGUCCACGAUACAAAAUUUUAUUGGUGUGGGCAUAUUCAAAGGGGAGAAAUUGUAUAUGCUGUUAAUGGGGUUGUAAAAAUGUUAAGGCAAAAAUAUUGCUUUCAGGACAAUAUUUCAUGGCUGUUCUCAGUUAUUUGGCCUUAUUUAGACUGUCCACCAGAGGGUAAACAGUUUUGGUAGUUUUCCAAGUUCUAUGCAAUUUGGGAUGUCUUUGAUAAGGGUGAAUUCAUUUGUGCACUGUGAGCAUCUUUGUUCAUUCUUAUUUCUGCUUUGAAUUACGACUGAACUCCUACGACAAAUUCUGUUUCUUACUUUCAUAAAUGUGAAAAAUGUUAUACAUAUUAUUAGUUUGUGUUAAUAGAGACUAUUGAAAUGUCCAUACAGAAUAUUAAUGAAAAAGCAGAUUUCUGUCUUGUCUAGUUCCUUGACUCGUUUGGAAUUGAUGUUUUAGAAUCAUCUGGGCAGAGGGGACAGAUGUGUAGUGAUACUCUGACCUUUGAAGGUGCAGUUUUUGUCAUAUCUCUUACCUGUUUUCCACUUCAAUGCACUUGUACAUUAGCAUUUUGUUACUAUCACUGUGAAUAUGUAUAAAUUACGUAAGCCAACAUCACACAUGAGUGUAAGGCUGCGGUUAGUCUUUUUAUUUUCUUCUUCUGCAUGCAUGUCUAGUGAAGAAAUGUAGUUAUCUUAUUUUGCCCUUUUUUGUCCCAUUGACUCUUCAUCCCUCUUUCUUUGACCCAAGUUUGUUCAAACUUCAAAAUAUUUUGUACUUUCAUAGUUGUCCAGUUUAUUUGCAUCUCAUCUCAUAUUGGCUCGAGGAAUAUGGGACAUUAGAUUCGCAUUGUAGUCAAUUGCAAUCGUUUAAAUUGGCAGUGCUUGGUACAGUGCAUGCAGAUGUGCUCUUGCCCUGAAAACGUAUUUGAUCCCCCACCUCUGUUGGUUCUGAAAAUUUUGGCCUGCUUUAUCGCUUUUUAAAAAUAUAUCCCAAAGUUAGUUAGAACUCGUUUGUCACUUUGGCAUCCCUUCUCACCAUUUUAGUACUUGCCCAUGAGGUGGUGGAUGGAUAGGUUCCCAGCUUGUUUGGGAAGGCUGCUGUGUCUCAGAGUGCAUAAGCAAGGACAGAUGGCUCAAAGUUGUCAGUUCUAGUCUUAGGUUGUGUGUUGACAACCAGUGACACUGACACCAAAGUGCCAGUUGUUUCAGAUUUUCUCUUGUGCCUGGCAUCUGUCUUGCAAUGGUUAGACUCUUUGCCCUGCUUUCAAAGAACGCGAGUUUGAUUCCCACAAGAAGGUAUUUUGACAAGUGUCUUUCUGCAUAGAUGUAUUACACCUAGGGUUGACCGUCAAAGGCAAAAUGGAAGCAGCCUGCCUCCUUAUGUUUUUGUGUAUAUAUGGGGUUGUGAAACAUUUACAAGACGGUUCCACUGGGAAAUAUGUCUCAACUGUUUUUGGUGUUUAUUACCUGAUAGUACAGCUGACAGGUCUAACUGAUAUGGAAAUGUCAAUCCUUUCUCGCAAUGAUGAGUGAAGCUUGGCUCAAAUGAAAAUUACAAUUUGGACAGUUUUAACAAAAUUUUCCACUAAUUUAUUCGUAGAAGUCAUCUUAAUGCUAAAUUGAAAUGGAAAAAAUAUAAAAUUUAAGCUCUCAUUUUGCAUGGGGCUUUUCUGUUGCUCAUUGGUAUUUUGUUGUUUUUGGCUGUGGCCCCAAUGGUACAUUGUUGCAGAUAUUGUUAUGUAUAGAAACAUUACUGGUAAUGGAACAUCUUUCACCUACCAUAAUUAACCAUUGCUGGGAUAAAAGGGGAUAAAAAAGAAAUCUUAACAAUUGACACGGUGCCGGAAGUAUUCUCUAUGGGAUGUAAGUAAUUAGUUCUCUAAAUCUUUUGUAUUACUUUUCUUGCCAAAUGAAUCAAGUCUGUGUGUUGUCCAAGUGGCGUUAGAAACCUUUUUCCCCUGGUCUUGCAUGGCCCAAGUUGUGCAGGUGAUGUGCACUGUAGGGCAAUACAGUGUCCCCCACCCCCCCCUCCUUUAUUUUGUGAGUUUUUUGUUUGUUAAAUCAAAGCAUCCCGAAAAGUGGAGCCUGAAAAAACGGGUGUAUCAUCGUGAGCUCAUUCAUUUUGUCUGACAAACUUAUUUAUUUAUCUCUGUCUGACAACACUAGUAGAACCUAUAAUGUGAAAUGAAUGUUGUCAAAUUUGUAAGUCAGUUUAGUCAGUUUGCUGAAAAGGGAAGGACCCACUCUGUAGCUGAUUGAAAGUGUCAAGAGGGUACUUCCUUUUUCCUGACCUUGUCAAACUUGGAAACUCUCCGAGUUAUGAGGUCUGUGCUCGCUCUCCCCCCCCCCCCCAUUGCUGGAUGUUUAGCCAUGUUUUGUUUACUUUGCCACAAAUUUGAGACAGCAAUGCCUUAUCACUUUGUAAACAUUUUUGUCACUUUUUUGGUAGAUGUUUUGGAGCAAGGAGCCUGACUUUGACCUUCUGUUUAUUUCAUGCUUUAUUUUUGUUUCUUUUCUUUUCUCUCAUUUUACAAAAUAAAUGCAUCUCAAGUUUUGAAGUGUUUCGUUGUACACAGGCCUGAUCCCUUGGUGAGGAAAAGAUGUGUAAAAAAAAAAAUCAGUCCAAACUAACUAAAAAAAGCAAAACAUCUUCUUGCAGCAACCUGAAGGAGCAGGAAUAGAGUGGAGAGUGUAUGUGGUUCUGUUUGAGAACAUGAGCUGUUUUUUAGAUGAAAGGCAAGUGUUGAGUUGUGAGGACGGGACAGGUGCAGCUGGAAUGGUUAUGUUUGUUUUCUGCAAGCUGCGAAACUUUAAAAAAUUCACUGUAAAAUUUAUGCGUGAGCACUUCUCUUUGAGGAGUUCGUUAAUGCUGCUUGCGCAUGUUUUUUGGUUUUUUUCUCUCAUGUACGCGUGUGGCAUGUAUGUAUCUGCAAAUUUGGGUUCGUGUGUUGCAAUGAGUUAAUUCAUGUAUAUACGUAUCGGUGUGCGUGUUUCCAACAUGUAUAUAAAAUGACCUUGCGGCAUGUAUGUGACUGCGCACACUUGGGUGUGUGUGUGUUUGUGUGUGUGUGUAUGUGUGUGUGUGUGUGUGAUUGAUUCCAUUUCUUUGUGUUGUGUGAGAGGGGCAAAAAAUCCCAUAGCUAUGUACCUAAUAUCGACUAUAGCUUGCAAGACUAUCAUAAGCUAUUUUCUGUGAAGUUAAGCAGAAAAACUUGCAGUAGUCUUGCCAGUAGUGGUUGGGUUGUACAAGAUGGGAAUGGGUGGGAAGUGGGGGGAAGGGGUGACACACAGUUUUGCCCCUUUCACACAACCAUUGCUUGUGGAGUGACUGUGUGUAACUGAGUGUCUGUGUGACUCGUGAGAGGCUGAGAGGACGCCAGUGAGCGUGGGUGUGCGCAGGGUGGCAGUACAAGAGAGCUGACCAAGUGUGUCUACCUGACGAUGAUGAUGACGAUAUUAUUAUGCAUUUCUGUAUAGUGAAAUAAAAUGAAUUGUCUUGUUCUCAUGAUGUUCAUA
Aplysia californica (California sea hare) is the source of this 8151-nucleotide messenger RNA. RefSeq names its product serine/threonine-protein kinase tousled-like 2. The coding region runs from base 402 to 2564 and encodes 720 amino acids. Gene Ontology annotation, molecular function: ATP binding; protein serine/threonine kinase activity. The transcript has 21 exons. The record is from RefSeq and is a predicted model, not a curated record. NCBI's taxonomy places the organism in Eukaryota, Metazoa, Mollusca, Gastropoda, Aplysiida, Aplysiidae. Gene Ontology annotation, cellular component: nucleus. Gene Ontology annotation, biological process: chromosome segregation; peptidyl-serine phosphorylation; intracellular signal transduction.